Molecule: messenger RNA, 1413 nt
Organism: Aegilops tauschii subsp. strangulata
Lineage: Eukaryota; Viridiplantae; Streptophyta; Magnoliopsida; Poales; Poaceae
Cellular component (GO): cytosol
Molecular function (GO): protein-folding chaperone binding
Source: RefSeq, a predicted model, not a curated record
UCGCGCGCACUCUCUCCCCCUCCCCGGUCCAAAUAUCCAUCCCUACAUAGAAGCCACGCAUCACGCGCCCCGUUUCCCCAUUAUAGCAGAGCACUGAACAGGUCGCAGCACCCCCUCCCGAAUUCCCUCGCUCACUCACUCCACGCCCGCGCGUCCCUUGGCUGGCCUCGCACGUCGCCCUCCUCCCCUGCAGCAGCGCUCCUCGCGGGCGGCGGCAAUGGGGAACCCGCCGGAGCUGUACUACCAGCUGCUCAACAUCACCAGGGACACGCCCCCGCAGGAGAUCAGGGCGGCAUACCGGUGCCUGGUGCGCCAGUGGCACCCCGACAAGCACCCGCCGUCCUCCAAGUCCGAGGCCGAGGACCGGUUCAAGGCCAUCACCCAGGCGUACGAGGCUCUCCUGGACCAGCAGGAGAACAGGGCCGUGCUCCGGGCGCGCAACGCCGACGAGGGCAGGAGGAGCUGCGCUAGGCCCGAGGAGCGCGUUGAAGGCAGCGCGGCGGCAAUGGCGCGGGCCCCCGAGAGGGCGGCGAGAAUGAGCGGCGCCCCGCCGCCCCGCACGCCCCCGGCGAGGGAGUCCCAGAAGGUGUACAGCUCCACGGACAUCGGCGGCGGCGGGCGGCGCGCGUUCGCCGAGUUCUCCAGCUACGUGGUGCGCAAGGCGCCGCCGCUGGAGCGCAAGGUGGAGUGCACCCUGGAGGAGCUCUGCGCCGGGUGCAAGAAGGAGGUCAAGUACACCCGCGACGUCGUCACCAAGAACGGGCUGAUCGCCAAGAAGGAGGUGACGCAGAUCAUCCGGGUGAAGCCCGGGUGGAAGAAGGGGACCAAGGUGACGUUCGAGGGCCUGGGCAACGAGCGCCCCGGCUGCCUCCCCGGCGACGCCGUCUUCACCGUGUCGGCCAGGAGGCACAAGGCGUUCAAGCGGCAGGGCGACGACCUGGUGCUCAAGGCGGAGGUGCCGCUGGUGAACGCGCUCACCGGCUGGUCAUUCUCGUUCCGCCUGCUCGGCGGCGAGAAGGUCAGCUGGUCGUUCCGCGACGAGGUCAUCCGCCCCGGGUACGAGAAGGUGGUGAGGGGGGAGGGCAUGCCCGUCGUCGGCGGCAAGAAGGGCGCGCGCGGGGACCUGCGGGUCAAGUUCGACGUGGUGUUCCCCAAGAACCUCACCGGCGAGCAGCGAAGGGGCCUCGUCGAGAUCCUGAGGGGCUGCGCCUGAAGCCCUGGACCGAGAGCGGAGCGGCCUGCCGGAGAGUGAAAUUUUUUGUCGCGGUCAUGUUUGUACACUGGGGGACGGAACAGAGCUGAUCGAUGAUGUCCUUGUACAUAGAGAUUUUGAAUAUGAGAUGUGAGCGACCCUCUUGUUUUCGCAGAUGGAAGGAUCGAUAAUACACACAUGGACGGUGGUUGCAACUUGCA